AAAUUUUUAUGUUCAAUUAAUGACUGUAGAAAAUCUUAGCAUUUAGGUUAAGUCUUACGAAGUUGUAGCUAAGUAGUGUUCCUGUAUGCACCAGCACCUUUCCAACCCAAACAUGUAUACAUUUUUGUAACAAAAGCAAAAGCGACAAGCAGGUUUUCAUUGUGAGUAUAAAUGGUUAACUAUCGGUAACACGACAACAUUUUUCUUACAGGAAAGCGACCUACAGAAACAGAUAGAGCAAGCCUAUCAAGACAUGUUAGGCCAGGGCAAAACAAAAGCCAUGUACCAGUUUCUAACCCCAGAGAAUGUGUACAAGGUGUUUUUUGAUUCGACGAGAAAGAUGUACCAAGUCAAUGUGAGAACUCGCACCAAAAGACAAGUGAAAAGGAGACCUGAAAAACCUAUCUCCUACGACGAUCUGAAUGAGUGGGCUCGUGGUGAUUCCACAUCUAAGAGAAAAAUCGAGGAGAGUUCUGUGAAGACUAACAUUUACAGCCAUGUUCCAAGCCAUUGGUCGUCAAUGCCUUUCAACGCGCCCUGCACACGCGUUGCAUUAGACGCAGCUUCAGCCGAAUUUCAAGAGGUGAAGAAGUUGUUCUUUCGGUCGAUGAAUAGCCGGGUGGUGAUCGAUAAUAUCGACCGUGUUCAGAAUCCUUUAAUGUGGGAGGAGUACUGCAGGAGUAAAGAAAAGAUGAUGAGGAAAGCUCAGCUUUUAAAUCGGCAGCAGGUUAAUGAGAAGAAAUUGUUUCACGGAACGAGUCCAGAAAACGUAGAGGCCAUCUGUGAAAAGAACUUUGAUCCGCGUUUACAUAACAAGAACAAGAUGCUUAAGCUUGGCCAAGGAACCUACUUUGCAGUCAAUGCCAUAUACAGCCACUCCUACGCGAAGCGAGAUUCUGAUUUGUUUCAGUAUAUGUUUUUAGCUAAAGUUCUCGUUGGCUGUUAUACCAAGGGCCACCCCAGUUAUCAAAGCCCACCAGGAAAGGAUUUUGCAAAUGUCGACACCCAUCUGUACGACUCGUGUGUGGAUGAAAUAGUAAACCCAACCAUCUUCGUCGUCUUCGAUGCCAAUCACUUCUACCCAGAAUACAUCAUUAAAUAUUCAUCAGUUUGUCAACCGUCCUCACCGCCCUUCGCCCCGCCCUUACCUGUGCCUUUCUUUUCAGAGAUUGCUAGUGUAUACCCGAUAGGAACCUUCAAUAACCUCGGUGCAGCAUGUUAUCCAAGCGGUUCUUUUUCACGGAGGAGUUAUUCAGCCUUAACUGUGUGUAGUUCAGAGGUUAAUGGUGUAAGCACGACAUACGAUAGCUACAUCGUGGAGACAUCAGUCAAGUUAAUCAAGAAAACUUGA
Orbicella faveolata is the source of this 1351-nucleotide messenger RNA. Its product is annotated as protein mono-ADP-ribosyltransferase PARP11-like. NCBI's taxonomy places the organism in Eukaryota, Metazoa, Cnidaria, Anthozoa, Scleractinia, Merulinidae. Gene Ontology annotation, molecular function: NAD+ poly-ADP-ribosyltransferase activity. Gene Ontology annotation, cellular component: nucleus. The record is from RefSeq and is a predicted model, not a curated record.